GAGCUUCCUAUGUAGCGGGGCGCGGAGCCCGGCUCUAGCAACUCAAGAUGGCGGACGAGAGUGAGACAGCAGGGAAGCCGCCGGCACCUCCGCUGCCGCAGAUGAUGGAAGGGAACGGAAACGGCCAUGAACACUGCAGCGAUUGCGAGAACGAGGAAGACAACAGCUACAACCGGGGUGGUUUGAGUCCAGCCAAUGACACUGGAGCCAAAAAGAAGAAAAAGAAACAAAAAAAGAAGAAAGAAAAAGGCAGUGAGACAGAUUCAACCCAGGAUCAGCCUGUGAAGAUGAACUCCUUGCCAGCAGAGAGGAUCCAGGAAAUACAGAAGGCCAUUGAGCUGUUCUCAGUGGGUCAGGGACCUGCCAAAACCAUGGAGGAGGCUAGUAAGCGAAGCUACCAAUUCUGGGAUACGCAGCCCGUCCCCAAACUGGGCGAAGUGGUGAACACCCACGGUCCCGUGGAACCUGACAAAGACAACAUCCGCCAGGAGCCCUAUACCCUGCCCCAGGGCUUCACCUGGGAUGCCUUGGACCUGGGGGAUCGUGGUGUGCUGAAAGAACUAUACACCCUCCUGAAUGAGAACUAUGUGGAAGAUGAUGACAACAUGUUCCGAUUUGAUUAUUCCCCAGAAUUUCUUUUGUGGGCUCUCCGGCCACCCGGCUGGCUCCCCCAGUGGCACUGCGGGGUUCGAGUGGUUUCAAGUCGGAAACUGGUUGGGUUUAUUAGCGCCAUCCCAGCAAACAUCCAUGUCUAUGACACAGAGAAGAAGAUGGUAGAGAUUAACUUCCUGUGUGUACACAAGAAGCUGCGCUCCAAAAGGGUGGCUCCAGUCCUGAUCCGAGAGAUAACCAGGCGGGUUCACCUGGAGGGCAUUUUCCAAGCUGUUUACACUGCCGGUGUGGUACUACCAAAGCCUGUUGGCACCUGCAGGUACUGGCAUCGGUCCCUAAACCCACGGAAGUUGAUUGAAGUGAAGUUCUCCCACCUGAGCAGAAAUAUGACCAUGCAGCGUACCAUGAAGCUCUACCGACUGCCAGAGACUCCCAAGACAGCUGGGCUGCGACCAAUGGAAAAAAAGGACAUUCCAGUAGUGCACCAGCUCCUCACCAGGUACUUGAAGCAGUUUCACCUCACGCCAGUCAUGAACCAGGAGGAAGUAGAGCACUGGUUCUUCCCCCAAGAGAAUAUCAUCGACACUUUCGUGGUGGAGAAUGCAAAUGGAGAGGUGACGGAUUUCCUGAGCUUUUAUACGCUUCCCUCCACCAUCAUGAACCAUCCAACCCACAAGAGUCUAAAAGCUGCUUAUUCCUUCUACAACGUGCACACCCAGACCCCUCUUCUAGACCUCAUGAGUGACGCCCUUGUUCUCGCCAAAAUGAAAGGGUUUGAUGUGUUCAAUGCACUGGAUCUCAUGGAGAACAAAACCUUCCUGGAGAAGCUCAAGUUUGGCAUUGGGGACGGCAACCUGCAGUAUUACCUUUACAAUUGGAAAUGCCCCAGCAUGGGGGCAGAGAAGGUGGGGCUGGUGCUACAAUAACCAGUCGCCAGUGAGAUUCUGGAUAAAGCCACUGAGAAUUCCAACCAGGAAAUGGAGCCCCACAAAUUGGUCCAAUUUUCACAAACGUGAGAAUCCCUGGCAAGGGGAACAGAGCUGAACCAGCUUUACCAAACCGCCAGUGAACUUGACAAUGUAUUGCAAUGGCGUGGGCUGCGUGACGUCACCUUUGGCUGUGUCUCUGGUCUCCCUGUUUUCCAGUUAAUCACAUCCUCAUGCAGCCGUGAUCAAGGGAAUGUAACUGCUGAAAACUAGCUCGUGAUUGGCAUAUUAUGGAGUUAACGGGUGAAUAAUAAAAGUAUAUAUAUAUAUUAUAUAUAUAUAAAUAUUUUAACUAUCUUUCAUGUUCCAAAUGUACAAGGAUGUUUGGUCUCUAAUGAAAAUCUGAAUCCAGAUCAUUCCUCAAAAUUAGGACCCAAGGACAGUGGCAGACAGACAUAUUGGUACAGUUAAUUGUGUCCUUCAAAAGGAGACAUUGACUUUUCUCGGGUAGAAGGAGAAAGGCUUUGGGGGGCCUUGUCCAGGUCCCCUUCUGAAUCGGCUGGAGUGAUUGGUUUUGAGAAGGAAGGAAAGGUGGAACAGGCUCAGACCUCACAGAAUGGCAGGCAGAGCUCCUGGGUGAGGCUGAUCCCUGCAGGGGCCAGGCCUUUCUGCAUUCUGAGACAGCAACAGGGACAAUCUGUGGACACAGAUUUCAUUGCUCAAGUCCCUUCCAUCCCUUUGGCUUGUUCCCUGUAGGACAUGAUCCUGCCAACUGAUGUAAAAGGGCUCUCUAGCCAGCUGUUGGCCAACCUUAUAGGGAUGAGUCUCCUGUGUGAUUUUGCUUUUCCACUGCCUGGGGUGACAGGCAGUGCGAAGGAGCCCUUGCACCUCCUUGUAGCGUCUGGGACCUGUGAAGACCACAUUAGUGCAAGCCCUGCUUAGCUCAUCUCAGAGCAAAGAGCCAGCACCUGAGUGUCCCCAGGGUGGCGGGGCAGAGAUGGCAUGGAGCCAGUGCCCAGACCCCUUCAGCCACCUGGCCUGUGCCUUCCAACCCAUUAGCCAUUUCUGUGCUCUUUUCUAAGACACACAGCCUGCAAGUGGCAGCAAGAAAUGGUGAUUAGAGACAGAUCUGGACUUGGCAACAGAAACGGUUUCGCAUUGCCAUUGUCUGAGUCUGAUUGUCACUGAUGCCGUUUUGUGGAUUUUUGUGGCGGUAGUGAUGGUUAUCAGUGCUGCCGGUUCCCCAAGAAGUAAUCAAGCCUCUGGUCACAAGGCUGCCCACGUCGGCAUUCUUCAGUUCAGCCUGGGGAAGAGGAUCGGGCUGCAGAAUUGUCAGCAACCCAUGUGCAGGGUUGUGUGUAGCUUUUUCUCUAGGAGGAAGCGAAUGGGUGGGUAGCGUGAUGUGUGGCAUGGGGGACUUGCUGCUUUCACCUCUCAGCUUGUACAGGAAUGAAGCCUUAGCCAGGAGGCCAGGCUUAGCCUUGUCGCACUAACUGAAGCCACUGUCUGCAGGCCAAGAGGGGUUUGUUUCAGGCUGUGGGUUUUGGUGUGGCUUGCUAGAGUAGAAGUUAAUUCUGCAGAGUCCCCAAAGCUGGAGGAAAUUGUGUGCUUGGGAUGGGGACUGUGCCACCGGUGGGAAUCCCGCCCGCUCUCUGCAGACUGCUGCUAGAGCCAGCAACUCUCCUGUGGUGGAUUGUCAUCAGAGGCCUCUAGGGGCCUCCCUUCUCCCAGUUGUUCCUGUGCUGCAAACUGCAGGCACUGGCCAUCACGGCUGACCUUUAUCUCCCUGACUCCAAGAUAUCCAGACCAAAGAAGCUACUGUUCUUAGCAAGAUGUGUGCUGCAUUCCACAGACAGAAGGAGUCGGGAGAGGCAGGGGCUUGCUUUUACAGCCUCACAGCAGGCACGCACGGUGCCCCAAGUGGCUCACCCUAUCCAGACCUCUGAGGAUAUCAAAGAACAAAGUGCCCAAGUCUUUCCUACCUUGGGGUGACCUGGAACUUGGAAAGGCUCCCUGUCCUAGUCUGGAUCAGUUCUGGGCCAGGUCCCUGCGUGAGCUGCCUCUUGAGAUUUGGGCUGCACGUAUCUGUGGGGCGAGCUUUGCUUUGGUUGACCCAGGUUGUGGAAUGGAAACGGUGAGGCCCCGGUGGCUGCUCUGGAAGAAACAGAUCUCCUAGCAAAGGCCCUGGCAUCUCCCUUGCCAAAACCAGGUGGCCUGCUCCUUGGACUCUGCUGUUAUCUCAUGAUGAGGACCCUACCCAGGUCUGCAGGAGUUGGCUCGGAGGGUGCUGUUAGUCUUGUUUUUGUCCGAACAGCCCCUGGGUUCUUCACUCAACCCCUUCUGGGACCUCAGGUGAGAGAGUACCAUCAUGGGGUUCAGGGCCUCCCCACAGGAGCCUUGCAGUCUGAUGGCACCAUGGCUGGCUUGAACCAAACAAGGGAAGGACCCCAGUGCCUCCAAGCUGACCUGCCUCAAGCAGCUGCUAUUGGAAGACCUCCCUGUGGCCCCCACCCUCUGCCACCCCAGUCCUCCUGGCUGCUGUAUUUUGAAGAUAACCUUAACCCCCUGCCUUUGGAUUGACUCUGCAUUUGACCACAGACUCCAGUCUCUGUGUAGGGAGAGAGCUGGGUAGAAAGGAGGCCUCAGCUCCCACCUAGGGCUCAUUCUCCCCACACAUGCCUAUUUCCGGAGGCUGAUGUCUUGUUUGAAGACUGGCCUACGUCAAGCUACUUUAACACCAAGGUUCAUGGAAAAUUUCAGGCCUUGCCUACAGCUCCCUUCUAACUGCCACUGCCCCCCUUACUUGCUGGCUCUCUGAAGUCCAGAGGUGGGUGUCCCUUUGGCCCAAAGAUGACCUGUAUUUAACCAACCUAAGGACCCAAAGGCCUUGGACAGCUGCAUGGAGCUGCAAUCUAGGAGAGAGAGGGACUAACUGUCAGGUCAGGGGAGAGGGCAGCAAUGUCUCUGGUCAGUGCCUACCCGCCUGGGGGGCAGACUUCUCACAGCCCAGCCCACCUGCCGCAGAACCAGAGGAGACCCAAAGGCGUCAGUUUUGCUCUGCUGCAAACGGAAGGCAGGCCUGCAAGCAGACUGCUCCUAGGGAGGCUGUUUAGGACAAUUUCAUGCAAUUUAAUUCCAAAAUAUUGACUGAUGGGCAGGCAGGUGCCGCAUCUGGGAAUAGGGAGGAGGGAGCUUCACCUUUUUGUCUUGCCUUUUCUUUGGGCUGCGGGGGGGCAUCCAUUUCCAGGGUGGGGGAGGAAAUACCAAAUGCAUUGUUGUUUCUGCUCAAUACAUCUCACUUGUUUCUAAUAAAGGAAGCAGCUGAACAAA
This is a messenger RNA of Propithecus coquereli (Coquerel's sifaka), 4868 nucleotides long. RefSeq names its product N-myristoyltransferase 1 (gene NMT1). Gene Ontology annotation, molecular function: glycylpeptide N-tetradecanoyltransferase activity. The transcript has 12 exons. Gene Ontology annotation, cellular component: cytoplasm. Bases 48 to 1538 code for a protein of 496 amino acids. The record is from RefSeq and is a predicted model, not a curated record. Gene Ontology annotation, biological process: N-terminal peptidyl-glycine N-myristoylation. Lineage: Eukaryota; Metazoa; Chordata; Mammalia; Primates; Indriidae.